GAAUGGCCGACAGUCAUGGCCGACGAAUAUUCUUAUCCUCUGCUCGUUGAGCUCGAAGAAAACAACUUACCAAGAUUAAAAACUAAAUUAGUUAAGUACUUUCAAAGUAAGAAAUCUAACGGCGGCGAUUGUGAAGUUGACUACGAAAAUGGCAGCAGGACAGCGGUGCUGCGCUUCCGCACAGAGGAGGACCAGCAAAAUGUUUUGAGGAAAGAGGCGCAUCAGAUCAGUUUGGGCAAAUGCGUUCUGAAGAUGACGGUUCGCUUACCUCCAGAUGAGAAAACAGCACAGGAGGGUCCAUCUGAUAACCUCAACAAGAAAUUGGGUGCUGCUGUGAAGAACAAACAGUCAAGUGCCGAUGAGCUCACACCUGCAGCUGAAGUUCAGACAGAGGCAAAAGGCAGAGGCGACAUUACAGCAGAUGAAGAGCAGUGCACCACCUCGGCUGUUUUAGGAAAUAUUCCAGAGAGGUUAAGCCAGGAGUUUUUGGUGAUGCUGGUAGAGAACAUUUUAAAGGUUCCCGACUUUCCAUCUGCCUCCCAGAGGUUCACUUUGGAAGUCAUACCUGGCAUCUCCACUGCUGUGGUUACAUUCCAGAGUGGAAAAGAAAACACUGACUUUGUGACAAGAUGUCCUCAAAACAGGAUGUUUGCAAAUAAAGGAUUAUCAGUCCGGCCUCUUGAAGUCACAAAGCAAGUUGUAGUUGAAGAAAUACAAAAUUUUAGUGAAGAUCUCCUCCACCUGUAUUUUGAGAACGAAGCUGGUGCUGUUGAAAAUAUCAUGGUUAAUGAAGUGGAACAGUCUGCCGUCAUCACAUUUAACGACCAUAAAGCUGUUCAGAAAAUCACGAAGAAGAAGCAUCAUAUCAAACAGGAAGAGAUCAGAGUUUAUCCUUUAUAUAAAUCUUUGGGAACAGCCCUCUAUGGCAAAGACAGGCUUUCGCUAAAACUCCCUGCUGCUAUCUCUGAACCCAUUGACAAUGCUCUCUGGAGAUACCUAAAUGACAAUCAAUCAGCAGCAGAGACCAUUCACAAUGACUUAGCUAAACACUUCUGCAACGUAAACCUUGACCAGUCUACUGUGUGCUUGAGCCCCGCCUCCUCACUACUUCGGCAAAAGGAUGCCAAAGCCAUCAUCAAAGAGUGGCGGGAUACUGUGAAGGCAGCCUUUGCACAAACUGUGUCAAAAUUCAAAUCGCUGAAGUUUCAGCCAGAGUCAGAGGUAUGGGAAGAGUCUGAGGAGAAAAUCAGACAGACACUACAGAAUAAGGAUGUGGUUUUCGUGCCCAAUAAAGCCAGUGGUGUCUUAUCAGUGGUUGGCCUUGUGGAUGAUAUCAACAGACUCGAGCAAGCUCUUUGUGAAGUCAUGACCAAGAUUUUCAAAAGGGUGCAGAGGGAGAAAUCAAGCAUAACCCAAGUGAUCAAAGUUUCACCAUCGGUUUUCCACAUACUAUGUCAAAAUGGUCUUCAGGACACGUUGCUCUGUGUGUACCCAGAACUCAAAAUGUCAUUCAGGAAAGAGAGUCUGGAUUUGACAGUAAAUGGCUUGAGUGAUGAGAUUUUGGCAGCAAGCAGAGUCAUAUAUGAUGCAAUUUUGGCAUUAAAACGACAUAAUUUAGAAAUAGAUACAUUUGUGCUUGAAUUGUUGAAAGAUGAAGAACAAGAGGAGCUUACAAAUGCUCUCUUCACAUCAAUUGGAAUAAAUGCAGCAUUUGAGAUAAAUGCACAGAGGGUGCAGCUCCUUGCUGUCUCUGAUAGAGAUCUGAAAGAUGCUGAAGACCAUCUGGGAAGGCUGCUGACGUCUCAAUAUAUUGAUGUUGAAGAUAUUAAUGUCCUGAAGAAGUCAGAGUGGCAGGAUCUGGUCAGUCAAUUAGAGAACGCCAACAGUAAGUCAUGCAGGAGACUUCGAAUCCACAUCACUGGUCAACAAGUCGUGGUCUCCGGCCACAAGGAUAGUGUCAUAAAAGUUAGCAGUGAGCUUGAUGACUUUUUAAUGCAAAAUGCUCAAGUAACAGAAACGGUUGUGGUCAAGCAUAAUGCCAUCAUUGAAUACAUUCAAAAAUCCAACAUAUCUUGUUUGGAGCAAGUGAAAGACAAAGUGGUGGUGUCUUACAGAAAAGAGGCCAUCUGUCUAAGUGGUUGUAGAGUUGAUGUUGCAAAUUGCAAGACCUCGGUUGAGGCCUUGGUCCGUUCUGUGUUCUUUGAAAGUUUAAAAGUCUUCAAGCCUGGAGUGAAGAAGUUGUUCCAGGAUAAAGAAGCUAUGUAUGUUUCCUCACUGUUGAGUGAAACUGGCUGCUUGGUCCAACUGGUUGAUGAGACUAGUGGUGGACAGGGUAACUUGGCCCAACAAGUGCCAAAUGCAGUGUAUCAGCUUCAGACAUCUGAUGGAGUGGAAAUAGCUGUUUGCAAGGCAGAUAUGUGCAGUUACCCAGUGUAUGCAGUUGUCAAUUCUUCUAAUUGUGACUUGAAACAUAAUGGAGGUCUUGCAGGAGCCCUUUUGAAUGCUGCUGGCCUUCAGCUGCAGGAUGAAUGUGACAAAAUAAUUAACUUGAAGGGACAGCUCAAGUCUGGAGACUGUGUCAUAACUGAUGCAACGGGGAAACUUUGUUGCAAAAAAAUUAUCCAUACAGUGGGACCCAACUUUGAUCCAGCUAAACCCCAGAAGGCUCUAGCACAGUUGAAAAGAGCUGUUAAAAGAAUCUUAGAAUUUGCUGAAAAGCACAGCUGCAUCUCUGUGGCUCUGCCCACCAUCAGCAGAAGCAAAGGAUUUCCUCUCAAUUCAUGUGCUGUAACCAUCAGCAAAGCAGUAAAGGAAUACUGUGAUGAGAGGUACGAUGACACCCUGAAGAAGAUCCAUUUUGUGAACAAUGAUGACACUGCUGUUCAGGCUAUGGAGGCAGCUGUCAGACAGGAGUUCGGAAAUGAUGGUGUUAGUCUUUCUCAACAAACUCUUGGUACCAAAGCCACCACGUUUCAGCUUGUGAGACAUGCUGGACCUGCUGGACCUGAUCCAAACUGCUUGGGUCAAGUGAAGACCAAAGAGGGCUUGGAUAUCACUCUUACCAAAGGAAAAAUCGAGGAUGCCACGACGGAGGUGACCGUGAAUACUGUGUUUGGAGAUCUUGCACUGAAUAAAGGGGCAGUUUCAAAUGCCAUCUUGAGUGUGGCUGGACCCAAACUUCAGCAGUUGGUAAAUGCAAAGAAUGCUAGUGGAAAUGAUGGUGAGGUCAUUGUUACUGACGGCUGCCAUCUGAAGAGCAAACAAGUCUUUCAUGCAGUUGCACCUCAAUGGGACAAUGGACAAGGCACAGCUGAAAAGACCUUGAGUUCCAUUUUCAAGGAAUGCUUGUACAAGGCAGAGGAUACUGGUCUGAUUUCCAUAUCCUUCCCCGCCAUCGGCACUGGAAACCUGGGUUUCCCAAAAGACCUUGUAGCCUCUUUGAUGUUGGAUGAAAUCUCAGCAUUUAGCAGUAAUAAACAACGUAAGCACCUGAAGAAGGUUGUUAUCGUCCUUUACCCAGGAGAUGCACAGACUAUCCAGGCUUUUAGUCAAAAAUUUAAGAAGGAGUUCCCCAGUGCCUCAGGUGGUCCAGUGUCCAUGAGUUCCCCGCAAAGUCCAGGUUCCUUCUCUAAAGUUGUCUCGAGCUCAGGAAUGCAUGAGACCAAAAUGGGAAGUGUGGCUAUACAGGUGGUCACAGGAGACAUAACCAAGGAGACCACUGAUGUCAUUGUCAACUCCUCCAAUGAAACAUUCUCCCUUAAGUUAGGAGUAUCCCAGGCCAUUUUGGAUGCAGCUGGUCAGGCUGUUGAAGAAGAAUGCCAGAUGCUUGGUGCCCGAUCUAAAACAGGCAUGAUAAUGACCCAGCCAGGUAACCUAACGUGUAAGAAGAUCCUCCACUUGAGUGGACAGACGGACCCAGUAAAAAUCAACUGGACUGUGAAAGAAGCUCUCCAAAUGUGUGUGAAAAACUCAUACACCUCAGUGUCAUUUCCUGCCAUUGGCACAGGUCAAGGCAAUGUAGAUGCAAGGCAGGUGGCAGAUGCCAUGUUGGAUGCAGUGAUUGAUGUGUUGAGCCAACGCACUUCGGGCCCCCUGAGGACAAUUCGGAUAGUUAUUUUCCAGCCACCAAUGCUGAAAGAGUUCUACAACAGUAUGCGUCAAAGAGAAGUCACUGAUCCUAAUGAUAAAGGCUGGGUCUGGAGAAACCUCCCCAACAGAAUCAAAUCAUUCUUUGUUAGUGGAAGUGCUGGCGAGCCACAGAAAGACAAAGAUUUUGUUAUUGGUGCUCUGAAAGUAGACCCAACUUGCUUCCACAUCUGCGGCAACUCACAGGCUAAAGUAGACUCAGCCAAGCAGUGGAUCAUGGACCUGAUAACCAAAGAGCAAGACACCUUCAAGAUUUCAGACCCCGUCGUCCUUAGCCUCUCUGAUGCAGACUACCUGCAAAUUGUUGACAUCCAGAAAACCAGGGGCGUGAGUAUAACGACUGAAAGCAAGAAGGGCCAGGCCUCAAUAACCAUUGAGGGACUCAGCAAGGAUGUACUCACAGCCACCAGUGAGAUCAAUAACAUGCUGACAAAGACAAGGGAGGCCGAGGAGCUGAAGAGGAAAGUGGAGCUGGCAGGCACAGUAGUAGACUGGCAAUACCAACAGCAAGGGCUUCAGUUUCAGAGUUUUGAUUCAGUGACCAACUUCCAGCUCGAGGAAGCAUUGGAAAACAACUUACUAAAUGUAAAAAUUAAAGUCCAUGGUCAAGACUACACUGUCAACAUGCCGGACGGACCGGCCACUGAUAGCCAGGGACGUACCCUGCAGAUAAAUAGAAUCGACAAACUGAAAGUAGGUGAAGACCUUCCUCAGCAUUGGGAUAAUAUGCCAGCCAACACUUCGAGUCAGGCCGUCACCAUCAAGGCUGGAACAGCAGAGCAUACUGAAAUCCUGAAACUGUUCCAGGCCUCAUGCAAUCAAACCGUUAUUAAGAUCGAGAGGAUCCAGAACCCUGUAUUGUGGAGGAGCCUGGAGAUCAAGAAGCGUGACAUGGAGCAGAGAAACGGUCAUCAAAACAACGAGAGGCGUCUCUUCCAUGGCACCUGCCACACCACUGUGACCCACAUCAACGAACUUGGCUUCAACAGGAGUUACGCAGGAAAGAAUGCUACUUGUUUUGGAAAUGGCACAUACUUUGCCGUCAAAGCUAGCUACUCUGCCAGGGACACCUACUCCAUGCCGAAUCAAAAUGGGGAGAAGUGCAUGUACCUCUGUCGAGUACUGACGGGAGAUUACACUCUUGGAAAGCAAAACAUGAUCGUACCGCCAGCCAAGGGCCCCGUCUCCGUUCAGAAGUACGACAGUGUCGUGGACAACAUGGCCAACCCCAGCAUGUUCAUUAUUUUCCAUGACAGUCAGGCUUGUCCAGAAUAUUUGAUUACAUUCAAGUGACACAACUAUGCACUGAGAUAACAAAUGCAAAUGCUUUACAUUUUACACUGCCUUCCGAAAUUAAAUAACUCUUUGCUUAUCAUCAGCUUAUUAUGUAUUUGUUUACCCAUCUACUUAACAGAUUUUAUUUAACUGUACAGUUAGGGGAACCUUAAAACAAUAUAAACUAUUUCUUGGAUUAAAAGUAGUCAGUAAUGAUCACAAGGGUCAGGUAUUAGUCAUCAGACCCAUAUAGUGCCUUGUAAAUGUCUCUCUGAUCAUUCCAUAGAAUGAUCAUGCAAGAAGAAAUUUAACAAUGAUAGGAAAAGGACAGGGUUCCCAACACAGUUUUUUUUCUGUAUAUUAUGCACUGUGUAAUUGUCCUGAACAUUGUACACAGAGUUUAGAGGCUGACGGAAAUAACCUGUUCUCCUACCCUUUAUGUAUGUGUAAAUCAGGUUAGCAAUCACCUUUGGUUUUUAUAAGGAAAAAUGAAAGUUAACUGCUGUUCCAAUAAACAAGCCUUUACAAGUAAAAGUUACUAUGAGCACACAGAUAUGUUUUCUAUAAAUUUAAAGUUAAUUACUCAAGUUCUACAUUUGUUUCUAAUUUUUGUCUAUUAGAGCAGGAUAGACAGUAAACUGAGUAGUUUUCUUGAUUUACAGUCCACACAAAUGUCAGUUCAAUUUUUUGUCAAUUUCCUCUAAUAAAUGUACAGCACAUAGCUUUUCCAUCACAUAACUUUUAACAGCAGAGUGUACCAAACCCAUCAUGUUGAAAAUUGUCAACAAAUUCCACAUUGACAUAAACAAAGACAAAAAUAAGAAACAAAUAUACCCCAAACAGAUAAACCAAUAAAAGAGCCGGCUUGUUGCUCCGUAAACUUAUUCCAAUACAUUGACGUUCCAGCAUUAACCCAGUUCUUCAAUCAUGAAAAGAUUCCCAUCAUCCCUGUAUGAUAAUGUUGGCUAAGCAGUUUCCAGA
Messenger RNA from Xiphias gladius (swordfish), 6402 nucleotides. RefSeq names its product poly(ADP-ribose) polymerase family member 14-related sequence 1 (gene parp14rs1). Gene Ontology annotation, molecular function: transcription corepressor activity; NAD+ poly-ADP-ribosyltransferase activity. The transcript has 17 exons. Gene Ontology annotation, biological process: negative regulation of gene expression. The record is from RefSeq and is a predicted model, not a curated record. Bases 16 to 5439 code for a protein of 1807 amino acids. Gene Ontology annotation, cellular component: cytoplasm; nucleus. Lineage: Eukaryota; Metazoa; Chordata; Actinopteri; Istiophoriformes; Xiphiidae.